AUGGCUACUGCUCAGUUGCCUUCGGUAACAACAACUGCUGUAGCGACUCCUCCAGAUUCUGAGGGGAAAGUCGCAGAUGAUUACGUUCCGUGGCCUGUCUUGGAUAAGAGCCCAGGUACUGCGCCAUGCAAAUACGUUACGAGAGGGAACAUGUUAGGAGAUGGACAUUUUAGUGUGGUUAAGGAAUGCAUGAAUGUUUAUACCAAGGAUCUCUAUGCGAUGAAGUUGGUUCAUAAGAGUAUGAUCAAGGGCAAACUGCCCUUGAUCCAGCGUGAAGUGAAACUAUUGAGAUUGGUGAGUGAUAAAGUAAGACAACUGGAGAAGAAGGAAUUCCGUACGUUCGACGUUUUCGAAGGACACCAUCAUGUUUUACAAUUGUUCGAUUUCUUCGAGACUUCCGAAAGUAUUGCCUUGAUCACACAGCUGUGUGAAAAAGGUGAUUUAUAUGAAAAGAUUAUUGACAGUGGUUCUUUAGACUUGGAAUUACAAGCGAAAUCCUACUGUGCUUGUUUGCUGAGUGUUUUGGAAUUUUUACAUGCAAAUGGGGUGGUUCAUAGAGAUCUGAAAGCUGAGAACGUGCUUUUCAGAUCCAGAGUCAAUAAGAAUGAGCCAGAUGAGCACCAUGGUGAUUUCAACUACGAUUUGAAAGCUCACGAUGUUAUCCUGGCUGAUUUUGGCUUGGCUACUCAGAUUGACUCUAAUACCAGUUCGACAUGUUUGAAAGAGUUUGUCGGAACAAUGUCAUACAUUGCACCAGAGAUUGUUCGUUGCAAAGGUGUAGGGAGCCUCUCGCAGAAUGAAGUCGCCAAAUUGGAAAGCUAUAGUUAUCCAGUUGACAUUUGGGCUCUUGGGGUUUUAACCUAUUUUAUGGCUUUGGGUUACACACCAUUUGAUUGUGAUAACGAUGAGGAGACUUUGGAGUGUAUUCAAAAAGUUGAUUACUACGUCGAUGAAGAGAUGCGGGCAGAUCCUAAGAUGAAAGAAUUUUGGAGUUUCUUACAAUGCUGUUUCAUAGAAGAUCCAGCAAAGAGACCAUCAGCAGCUUUACUGAAGCACCAUCCAUUUGUUAAAGAUUUUUUCGCUACAUCUGCUGCUGAUGCGAAUGCAAUUGAAAUUCCCGAAUCACUCAAGAGAAGCGGUUCCACUUCGUCAUUACAUUCCUUGAGACAACCUUCGAGAUCUACAUCUUCCAGUACUUUAGCAUAUUUGGCAAUCAAUAACAAUACUUCACCCUCGAUAACAGCACAAAGUAGUAAAUCGGGCACUCCAUUGUAUUUGGAACCACGGUCAACUCGCGAUAGGAAUUUAAGACAAGUGAGAGAAACUUUGAGAAAGACACUUUCGAUGACCUCGUUAAGAAAUGCCAAUGCUUCUUUGCCUACUGUGGAAUCGAAACUGAACUCAACUUUUGUGCUAGAGCCAAAACCUCCAACCAACUCUUUGAUGAAUGGUUGUUACAGCACAACUCCCGAGUCAAAAUCAAACUUGAGUACUCCAAAGUCUCUUUCGAGACAAAGUUCAACGAACAGCGUAUACGUUACCAAUCAAACGGCCUCAGUUGACGACUAUAUGAACGAUGACGAUGACGAUGAAGAUAUGGGCAUCAUGAUUUAA
Torulaspora delbrueckii is the source of this 1614-nucleotide messenger RNA. It is a transcript of the gene TDA1, whose product is annotated as protein kinase TDA1. The record is from RefSeq and is a predicted model, not a curated record. NCBI's taxonomy places the organism in Eukaryota, Fungi, Ascomycota, Saccharomycetes, Saccharomycetales, Saccharomycetaceae. Gene Ontology annotation, molecular function: ATP binding; calmodulin binding; calcium/calmodulin-dependent protein kinase activity. The transcript has a single exon. Gene Ontology annotation, biological process: cellular response to oxidative stress; protein phosphorylation. The coding region runs from base 1 to 1614 and encodes 537 amino acids.